Cryptotermes secundus is the source of this 1796-nucleotide messenger RNA. RefSeq names its product neprilysin-like. Gene Ontology annotation, biological process: protein processing. Gene Ontology annotation, molecular function: metalloendopeptidase activity. Bases 33 to 1796 code for a protein of 587 amino acids. NCBI's taxonomy places the organism in Eukaryota, Metazoa, Arthropoda, Insecta, Blattodea, Kalotermitidae. The record is from RefSeq and is a predicted model, not a curated record. Gene Ontology annotation, cellular component: plasma membrane. The transcript has 15 exons.
CUUUCUUUGUAGAAUCUAUCGCGCAGAGCCGGAUGCCACAGUGUGCUCCCGGCAGUACUUCAGCUUUAAGAGAAGCGGUGGAGGACAGCGCCAUUCCGCUGGAGACCGUCGCAGUUACACAGUGCAGCCAACACCUCACACCCGUUUCCUCCAGGAGGGCAUUCUUCCAUCGGAGGAAAUCCAAGCAGAGUGCCCUAGAGCACAGGAAGGUCCUCGGACUUUCACUUGGAAUCAACGUGGUUCUGGUGUCUAUCCUCUGUGUCAUGGCCAUCGCCUGGGGAACAGAGAAGGAAACAGUUUCCGUGGAUAUUUGUCGAACCAAGGAUUGUCUAGAAUCAGCGCACCGCUUAAUAUCUGCUGUAGACGAAGAGGUUGACCCCUGUGAAGACUUCUACCAGUUCGCAUGUGGCAACUGGAUGCGUGGACAUAUUCCGGACGAAAGGGAAAUGAUAGCCUCACAAUUCUCGCAAGCAAAGAAGAAAAUCAGGACAGAGGUCCAAGAUAUCUUGGAGAGCAGAGGUGAACCUGACGAUUCGCUCCCAGUUCAGCAGGUAAGGGAGCUGUACAAGGCGUGCACAGCAACAGAUGCCAUUGAAAGUCUGGGAGUGAGCCCUUUAAUUGAUGCACUUGAAAUGCUGGGCUUGCCAGGAUCACUCCCAUCUUCCAACACGACGGAGAAUUUCAAUUUGACGAAGACUUUGGCCAUGAUACAGUAUCAUCUAACAAUAAGCGACCUCAUAGUCACCGUGGGUUUCGGAGUUCAUCCCCAGAACGAGUCUCGCAAGACGUUGCUACUCUACCCACCUCGCGGACCGAGAGUGUUUAUUGGCCUCCACGGCGAGUCCGUCGUGGGACCCGACCCUCAGGAUUUCAUGAAGCGCAAGAAGAGGUCCGCUUCAAACUUCGUGGAAGACGAGCUGCGCUACCGUAGCACAGCCAUCGAGACCUUUGAAACUUUGCGGGACGGCAAACAACGGAUAGAAGUCUCGGAACUGCGGGCAGCCGCCAUGAAAACCCUGGUGCUGGAGGCCGAGAUCAGCAGGAAACAAGACCUGUCUGGCUUAUAUAGAAUAAUGACGCUUUCAGAGCUGCAAAAUGAAACGGUUCGACAUCUGCAGUUCCUAAAUUCAGAGGACAUCCGCAACCAGAUAGAUUGGGAGUUGUUCGUACGGACAUUGCUCAAGGACGUGGGGGUUGUGCGUGAGGAGUUUUGGAAUCCCUUACUGGUGAAAGACUCAAAGUACUUCCAACAACUGGCUACCAUACUCGCCAAAACCAAGACAGAGUCAAUACAAAGACUAAUAUGGUGGAAAGUUGUGGAACAUCUGAUGGUGUUUUCCACGCAAGCAUUGAGGAGAUUGCGGUAUAUGAAAGCCGGAGACUACAGGAUCGUAUCCAGGACAGAUGAGUGUUUGCAGGUAAUAGACAAAACGAUGCCUAUGGCAGUGGCCUACAAGAUUGCUACUCAGCCUAAAAUGAACCAUACCAGACAGAGGGUGGGGGAGAUGAUGUCAGAUGUCCGGGCUGCCUUCAUGUCAUUAGUUCGUAAAGCGAAAUGGAUGGACAAGGAGACGACGAACCACGCCCUCAGCAAAGUCCGAGCCAUGCGUCUCGUAAUUGCCUACCCGGACUUCUUCGUGGCACGAGGCUAUAUCGAGGACCAGUACAAAGGCGUGACAAUCAGGAGAGGCGAGUACUUGAAGAGUGUCCUGAGUGUUUUCACCGCAGAAGCGAACAGAGUUCUGGGAAGUCUUGAUUCAGCCAUUGAUUUCAGUUUCAAAGAGGAACAGAAUUAG